Messenger RNA from Oryzias melastigma (Indian medaka), 3240 nucleotides. RefSeq names its product outer dense fiber protein 2. Gene Ontology annotation, biological process: negative regulation of cilium assembly. The record is from RefSeq and is a predicted model, not a curated record. Gene Ontology annotation, cellular component: centrosome; ciliary basal body. Bases 145 to 1995 code for a protein of 616 amino acids. The transcript is spliced from 16 exons. Lineage: Eukaryota; Metazoa; Chordata; Actinopteri; Beloniformes; Adrianichthyidae.
GAUAAAACAGUAAACGUAAUUGCGUCACUUCAAAAUCAGCCAAUCAGGUUCGAGCGUCCAGAAGGAGUGGCGUUUGGUUGAAGUUUGAUAGACACAAAGCCGAACCGCGAGUAGUGUUCGUGUUCUUAGUUCUGCAAAUCCAGUAUGUCCCCGGAGGUUGAGCCCCACCUUCCCCCGGUGGGUUUCAGCUCCGCCGUGGAGGAUCUGACUUUGAGUCGUGGUGAUCUUGACAGCAACCAUGAGCCUGGGAGGACCGGAGCAGAGUCCCGGAGCAGCGGCUGUGAUGGAAAGACUUCCUUCCUGAAACUGCUCAUUGAAGCAGAAGCAGCUGCCAGCUCCGCAGCGAUACAGCUGGUGUCCUUCAGACAUGCAGAAGACGGAUUAAUCGACCCGGGAUCCUCCACCAAAGACAAGCGAAGGAUGGCGAGACAGCGAGGACUUUUGCUGGAGAAGUUGGAAGAUUUCAGACAAAUAAACAAGUCGCUACGACAAAAGCUGAGGCGUCUGCAAGCCUCUGAGGCUGACAGGAUUGAUGCAGAGCAGCAGAUGGACAGUCUGAUGAAGAAGAUGGCUCAGGCUGAAAGGGAAAAUGAGCGCUUGAAGAAAGACCUGAAUGAGAUGGAGAAGCAGAUUGAGGAGCUGAUUUCUCAGCGGAGGGAACAGCAGGAGGAAGUCAGAGGUGCAGACCUGAUGACAAAGUCUGCAGACGCAGCUAACGCUCACAUGCAGGGCCAGCUGCGCAGCAAGGAAGCUGAAAACCGCCGUCUGACCUCACAGCUGCAGACUUUGGAGAGAACUGUAGUAGAGCAGAAGAUGGUGAUAAAUGAUCUGAGAGCUUCCAUGAACAUUCUGAACGAGAAAGCAUCAGAGGACAGAGAGUCUCUCAAGAAGGCGACACGAGCGCAGAAACGGAGAGCUGAGAGGUUUGAAGCAGCCAUAGAGAAAUGCUACGCACAGCUUAAGGAGAAGGAGGCGCAGCUGACCAAAGCUCGGACAGAAAGAGACUCCAGGCGACAGCAGAAGGAGCAGAUGACCAACGGGAAAGACAGACUUCAAGCUCACAUAGAGAUACUGAAAAGUGAAAUCGCAGACCUGACUCUGAGGCUGCAGAAAGCAAAAAACGACCAGAAUGCCGCCGACGAAACUGUGAAGCGAAAAGCCGACAAAGUCAUGGCUGACAAUAACGACCUCCUGGCCAGUAAUGCUGCACUCAAGGCGUCUGUGACUCGGCUGGAGCAGCAGCUCGCUGAUUGUGAAUCUGCCCUCGUGGAGGAAAAGAUUCUCUCUCAGGAGAAGAAGCUUGAAGUUGAGCAGUGCCAGUUUCAGGCUGCGGAACUUCAAGCUGAACUCGAUCAUCUAAGAUUAAGAUAUGCAAAUCUUUUACGAGAGACCCAGAAAACGAAGAAUGGAAAAGAGGCAGAAGUUGAAAAGAUGGAGAGCCAGGCUAAGCAGCUGAGGUCGUCUGCAGAGAUGACGGAGUCCGUUCUUCACACCAAUUCACAGCUGCAAGAGAAAGGACAGGCUCUACAGAAGCAGAUGGACAGACUGCAGCAGGAGAACUUGGAGCUGGUCCGAAAGCUGGCCUAUCAGGAAGAAGCUCUGAGUUACAGCAAAGGCCAGCUCGACCAACGCGCGUCAGAGUGUCAGGCUUUGAACCGGCAGCUCGAGGCGGCUCUGUCUGACGUCAGACAGCAGGUGAACAAGGUAAAGAGUCAGGCUGCUUCUCGAGAGGAGGCCCUUCAGACCAAAAUCCUGGAACUGGAAGCUGAGAAGAGCAAAAGGGACAACGAGCUGAGGCUUCUCCGUCAGAGCAAGCUGACUUCAGAAAGACGGUUUGAGGUGCGUCUGAAGGACCUGCAGCUCAGCCUGGACCAAUCAGAGAGCCACAAACGCAGCAUCCAGAACUACGUGGACUUCCUGAAGAACUCCUACAAGACCAUGUUUGACGAGGGGCUGCAGGCGACCACUUUCAGAUCGCUGCAUGUGUUAGACUGAUCGAGGUUUGGAAUUAUACCACUGGAAUAUUCAUUUACCCCAUAGAAUAUGAAAUUAGAAGCCAGGUUUAAAGCGGGGUCAGGGUUUGGACAAAAACUGUUUUUACAGAUAUUUUUUAUUUAAAAGUUGAAUAAUUGCAAUUUUUAAACUACAAACUCGGUGCUAACUUUUCUCUUCAAUGAGCCGCUUGCACAAAUAUAAACCUUUAAUAAGAGAUUAUUUCUUUUUUUAUUUAAUGUUUUGCAAAUUAGUUAAAAUAAUAAAGAAUUCUGACGUUUUAUUUAUGAUGAGCUGAUAUAAACACUUAGUUUAUUCUAGUAAAACAGAGUUUACAGUUUUUUUAAUUAAGUGCUCAAGAUAUUAAAGGUUUUUUUGGGGGUAAAAUGUUAAACUCAGGCUAACUGUUUUUUUAUCUUUGUUAUACUUUAAUCCUGUUUGAAAAGUACUUUUAAAGUAGGAUAAAAUUACAUUUGUCUCUUGUGUUUAACAGAACAUUUAUGCACCUAAAAACCUAAAAAGACGAGCCGCUGAAAGACACGUAGAGAUGAUCUUCAAACUGGAUUAAAACUGGAAUUAGGGAUUAUUAAAAUGAUGCAGAUGUUCAUCCAAACCAUGUUUUUACAUCAAUAUGUGAUGCAAACACAAACAUCUUGGACUGGAUCUCAGUGUGCAGCAGGACAAAGUUUAACACACUGAUGUUCAAAAUGUUUACAGCAACACAAACAAACUAAGAUGAUUCAAUUAAAAAGGAACAUUUGAAUCUUGGUUAAUUAUUUAUGAUUUAUAUACUUAGAGCUGCAACAAAACAUUUCAGAUUAAACUGCUUUGCUUUUUCAGCUUUUUCCUCCAAGUACUUUAACUCAAAAAUGGUGAUUGGUCUGAAGAUUCUUUUCCACUUAUAAAUCCUUGAAUGUUUUUCUAUUUUAAGCAUUGUUUGAUACAAUGAUAUGCUACAGAUGGUUGUCAUGGUUACGACUGUCUUCAGUGUAGCUAGUGAUGUUUGUGCGUUUUCAUUCUCAGCUGGACUGAGAUGAAACUGACGGUUAAAUGUUUAGUUGAUAUAAAUCUGAAGUUUUUACCUUCAGGCUGCAAUCAAAUGUUUGUUGAGAGUCUCUUUGCUGUUUUAACGCUCUAACUUGUUAAAUGUCUUUAUGUUGAUAAUGAUUUACCCAUUAAUGCAUUUUUCUGUGUCUUUUGCUGUUUGAAAUUGUGUUAAGAAAUAAAUGCUGUAUAGCAUUACUGUGA